This is a messenger RNA of Didymodactylos carnosus, 1431 nucleotides long. Lineage: Eukaryota; Metazoa; Rotifera; Eurotatoria; Philodinida; Philodinidae. The record is from the annotation of a GenBank genome assembly.
AUGUCUGCCGAGCGAGUACCUACUGGGGAAUUUGUAUCAACAAAUGUACGGAGAAAAGCCCAGCAAAGUACCGGAGCAGAUACUUUUACCAAUAUGUCGGGCAAAGAGCAAGAUUCGGAUAUACUAUCCGACGAUGACAAUUCGGAUCGAUCUGUGUAUUUGGAAUAUUGCGGAUGUGAUCCAACGGAUACAAGUAAAACAAACAUUUACAAAGAACGAUUAAAGUCAAUAUUUGGAAAAGUUAAUCCACCUGGACAGUUUUGUGGAGGUGAUCGCUUUAUUUGUAAAGAUGUCUCCAUUCCUCAAUUACAUAUCGUGGGAGUAAAAGAUCAGCUUGUGCUACCAUUACAAAUACCUUACGCGCAAUUGAUUAUUGAAAAAUGUUCACUUGCACCAUUUGGAAGACAAUAUCAAACAAUUUUGGAUAAAACGAUUCGUAAUACGUGGCAGUUGGAUCCACUAUCGUUUAGAAUAAGAAAUCCACAAUGGUCAACUCUUAUAUUAUCUGGAUUAAAAUCUCAAAUACUGAAAGAUUUAGGUUUCAUUUCUGAUUAUCCAAUCGAUUUACAGCUUUAUAAAUUGUUAUUAUACGAAAAAGGAAGUUUUUUUAAAUCACAUCGUGAUAGUGAAAAAGUGCGAGGAAUGUUUGCCACAUUGGUUGUGCUUCUCCCAUCAUCGUAUAGCGGUGGUGAAUUUAUUAUUCGACACAAUAAAGUUGAACGUAAAUUUGAUUUUUCCGGAGCUGAAAGACAAAAUGAUUAUCAUUACAUUGUGUUUUAUGCUGGUUGUGAACAUGAAAUACGGCCAAUCCACAGUGGUUAUCGUUUAGCUUUGAUUUAUAAUGUCAUUUCAUGUUCAACCACUAUUCCCUCACACGCAACAAUAUUUGAUAAAACACUUGUUCAAGAUCUUUCUCACUUAUUGAAAAUGUGGGCUUCUGAUGUUGAUAGUCCAUCAAAAUUAGUUAUUAGACUCGAUCAUCAGUACACGAAAGCGAAUGGUGUUACAUUAUUAUCAUUGAAAAAUAAGGAUCGUGUUCUAGUCAAUUUAUUGCUACAAGCAAUAGAGUGUUCCAAAGAAGACGAUAGUGCUUGUCAACAAUCGUAUCCGUAUGAUGAAUUUAUAUUGGGUUUGGGAUUAUUAACGCGCUAUUUAGAUAGACAUGAAGAGUUAUAUAGGUAUAUUGAUGAUGAAGAAGCACUAAACCAAGAUAGAAGAAACGUACAAAAUUAUAUUAAAAAUUUCACACUUAUUAGUAAAAAUGAAACCAGUUUAACUAAAUUAACGAACUCCUGUGAUUUCGAUGAAACGAAAAAAAUUCCUGUGAAGAAUUGUGAAUUAUUAUACGACAAUACAUGGAAUUUACAACAUCCAGGCGAUUCCAAUCAACAUUAUACCGGUAUACAUUUUACAAGAGUUUUUGGCGUUUAG